Molecule: messenger RNA, 1315 nt
Organism: Sorghum bicolor (sorghum)
Lineage: Eukaryota; Viridiplantae; Streptophyta; Magnoliopsida; Poales; Poaceae
Exons: 4
Coding region: 64-1059 (331 amino acids)
Source: RefSeq, a predicted model, not a curated record
AGAGACGCCCCCACCACCACGAGUCCCCACCCCCCCGCAACCACCAAGCAAGCCGAUGCCACUAUGCUUCCGGGGAGGCUAGGCGAGGACGGGAAGCGACGCGGCGCCACCGCCACCGCCACCGCCGACGAGGACGCCACCACCGACGCCGACGCAGCCACGUCGGCGUCGGCGGCGUCCCUGAACGACCUCUGCGCCACCGCAGCCGCUGGCGCCGCGGCGGGGGCGCCCGCGCCGUUCCCGAGGACGGCCGCGUGGGCGGUCGCCGCGCUGCUCGCGGUGGGCCUUGGGGUCGGCGCCCUCGUCCUGGCCGUCGUGCAUAGCGCCGCGCUGCUCGUGGUGGCGCUUCUCCUCUCGGCCGCCGUGGCGGCGUUCCUUCUCUGGAAUGCCGCCGCUGCCGCGUCGGGCCGCGCGCUGCGCCGGUUCGUGGACGGGCUCCAGGCCUCCAGCCUCCGCGUCGCGGCCGAUGGCCAGCUCGUCAAGAUCACCGGAUUUGUUUCAUGUGGUGAUAUUUCAUUGAUCUCUUCAUAUGAGAAGGUUGAGAAUUGUGUAUACACAUCUACUCUUUUAAGAAAAUGUGCUAGAUGGGGUUCUGUGACACUAAAUCCUUGGAAUCAAUGUUCCAAGUGGAAAUUAGCACAUGCCGAGAGGUUUGCUGCUGAUUUCUACAUAACAGAUGCAAAAUCAGGUAAAAGAGCCUUGGUGAAAGCUGGGCACCACUCAAAGGUUGUGCCUCUGAUCGAUGAAAAUCUUCUAGUAACAACAAGCAGGGACACUGAGUUAUCUUCCACUCUAAAGUAUUGGCUCGAAGAAAGAAACCUUUCUUCUGAAGAAGCUCAGGUUAUCCGUCUCGAGGAAGGGUAUAUCAGAGAAGGAAUGCGGUUGAGCGUGAUUGGAAUGUUGAGCAAGAAGAACGGGGAUGCCAUGAUACUUCCUCCGCCAGAACCUCUGUCGACGGGCUUUGUGUUGCUGUCGUGCCUCCUCCCAUCGUAUUUUGACGGAAUAGUGCUGAGAUUGGUCGACAGAAGUUACUUCGUGCCAAACUCUGGCGUCUCAUGAAGAGCUGUGAGAGAACUCGGUGAGAUGUAACAGCUAACAACUCUUGUGCGGUGCCCUUGCCCCUUGGGAUCUUCUUCCUGUACGGGUCCACAUUUUUUUCUUUUGGGACUCGAUCAUGUGGUUCUUUUCAGGUAAUCCGAAUGUACAUUCUCACUUGGUUGAUAGUUGUAGCGCCAGUCAUUUCUGGGGAUGGAUUGUGUGUGUUUCUAGUUCCUUGGUUCUUCCAUUUAUAAGAUGAAUUCGUUGGUGGUUCCCA